GGAGCGUACAGUCCUCAGUAAUGAAUCCAGAAGAGCGAAUCGUGACAUGGCUUAUAUCCUUGGGAGUUUUAGAUUCCCCCAAAAAGACCAUCUGUGAUCCGGAAGAGUUCUUGAAGUCCUCGCUGAAAAAUGGGGUAGUGCUGUGCAAACUGAUCAACAGACUUAGGCCUGGCUCUAUAGAAAAGUACUGUCUGGAGCCCCAAACUGAAGCUGACUGCAUGAAUAACAUCAAUGACUUCCUGAAAGGAUGUGCGACCCUUCAAGUGGAGGUGUUUGAUCCCGAUGACCUUUAUUCAGGGGUCAAUUUCUCCAAGGUUCUGAGCACUCUUUUAGCUGUCAACAAAGCAACAGAAGAUCAGCUGUCAGAAAGACCAUGUGGACGUUCCUCUUCUCUUAGUGCUGCUAAUAGUUCUCAGACAAACCCACAGGGAGCAGUUUCUAGCACAGCUCCAGGGCUGCAAAGGCAGUCAAAGCCAGUGGAGAUGACGGAAAAUGGAAGUCACCAGUUGAUAGUAAAGGCAAGAUUCAACUUUAAGCAGACUAAUGAAGAUGAAUUGUCAGUCUGUAAAGGGGACAUCAUUUAUGUCACUAGAGUUGAAGAAGGAGGCUGGUGGGAAGGCACAUUAAAUGGGAGAACAGGCUGGUUCCCUAGUAAUUAUGUCCGAGAAAUUAAAUCCAGUGAGAGACCUCUCUCCCCCAAGGCUGUCAAAGGAUUUGAAACUACUCCACUUACCAAGAAUUAUUAUACUGUGGUCUUACAGAAUAUCUUGGACACUGAAAGAGAUUAUGCUAAAGAACUUCAGUCUCUUCUUGUUACUUACUUAAGACCCCUGCAGGCCAAUAACAAUCUGAGUACUGUGGAGUUUACAUCUUUAUUGGGAAACUUCGAGGAGGUAUGCACAUUUCAACAGACGCUCUGCCAAGCCUUGGAAGAAUGUUCCAAGUUUCCAGAAAACCAACACAAAGUAGGAGGUUGUCUACUGAACCUCAUGCCUCAUUUUAAAUCUAUGUAUCUGGCUUACUGUGCAAAUCAUCCUUCAGCUGUAAAUGUACUUACCCAGCACAGUGAUGAUCUGGAACAGUUUAUGGAAAGUCAAGGUGCAUCCAGCCCAGGGAUCCUCAUUUUAACAACAAGCCUCAGCAAACCAUUCAUGCGACUGGAAAAGUAUGUUACUCUCUUGCAAGAGUUGGAACGGCAUAUGGAGGAUACGCAUCCAGAUCAUCAGGAUAUUCUGAAAGCAAUCAUAGCAUUCAAAGCUCUCAUGGGGCAGUGCCAAGAUCUAAGAAAGAGAAAACAGCUGGAGUUGCAGAUACUUUCUGAACCUAUUCAGGCAUGGGAAGGGGAGGAUAUCAAAACCUUGGGAAAUGUGAUUUUUAUGUCACAAGUAAUGGUGCAGUAUGGAACAUGUGAGGAAAAAGAGGAGCGGUACUUCAUGUUAUUUUCAAAUGUCUUGAUAAUGUUAUCUGCAAGUCCUCGGAUGAGUGGCUUCAUUUAUCAGGGAAAAAUACCAAUAGCAGGAAUGGUGGUGACUAGAUUAGAUGAAAUUGAAGGGAAUGACUGCACAUUUGAAAUCACAGGUAGCAUAAUGGAGAGAAUUGUGGUCCACUGCAACAACAACCAGGACUUCCAGGAAUGGCUGGAGCAACUGUACAAACUGAUCAGAGGACCUGCCUCUUGCAGUUCAUUAUCCAAAACAUCAUCGUCAUCUUGUAGUGCUCAUUCCUCUUUUAGCUCUACUGGACAGCCCCGAGGACCCUUGGAGCCUCCUCAAAUUAUAAAACCGUGGAGUUUAAGUUGUCUACGACCUGCACCUCCACUUAGACCAUCAGCAGCACUAGGUUAUAAAGAGAGGAUGUCUUAUAUCUUAAAGGAGUCUAGUAAAAGCCCCAAAACGAUGAAGAAGUUUCUUCAUAAAAGAAAGACUGAAAGAAAGCCAUCAGAGGAGGAAUAUGUGAUUCGGAAAAGUACGGCUGCUCUGGAAGAAGAUGCUCAGAUUCUUAAAGUGAUUGAAGCCUACUGUACCAGCGCAAAUUUUCAACCAGGCCAUGGCUCAAGUACUCGCAAAGAUUCUGUUCCACAAGUCUUACUCCCCGAGGAAGAGAAACUCAUCAUCGAGGAAACCAGAAGCAAUGGCCAGACCAUCAUCGAAGAAAAGAGCCUUGUUGAUACUGUUUAUGCCUUGAAGGAUGAGGUCAAAGAACUGAAACAGGAGAAUAAAAGAAUGAAGCAAUGCCUGGAAGAAGAAUUGAAGUCAAGAAGGGACCUAGAAAAGCUGGUCCGGAGGCUGUUGAAGCAAACUGAUGAGUGUAUUCGGGCUGAGUCCAGUAGCAAGACCUCCAUUCUUCCAUAACCAUCACUGUGCAGCUGGGCAGAGUGUGCCUUCAGGGCAUCUUGAAAUGUCCCGCUGAAUGGUUUGACUCAGUUUGCUCACUUCUUUGGUUUUUAUUUUGUAUCUGAUUCAGUCUCUCUCUCUUUCUGUGUUUGCUUGAGUGUUUGUUGUUGUUUGGUUAGUGGUUGGUUGUUUAUUUUUUUCGACAGGGGUAAAAGGAAGGGGUGGUGGUAGAAACCUCCCCCAAGUCUUUUCCAUUCACUAAGAAAAGGAAAACUAGUACAGGCCAAUGACUUAAAUGGUCUUCAGCUGGCCUUCAAUUCAUAGUGCCUCUUUAACAGCUCUUACCCUUCUGGUCACUCUUGUUAGGCUGGCUGGUAUCCCAGAGUGGCUGGCCAUGGCUUAUUAAAUGUGAACUUGACUUUUCCCCCAAUGCUUUCCUGUACCUGGAAGCCCUUCAGUAGCUAAUUUACUGAAGGCAAAGCUUCUUGAGCUAUGACUAGAGUAGGGUGAAAAGACAAACACAUUUGCCCAAUGAUCCAGCUGCCCUUCCCUGGACCAUGAUGUGCCACCCGUCAAUGUACACUUUUUUUAAAAUUACUCCCCUAGGUUGUCUAUCAAACCAAGAAAACAGGAGCGCCCUUAUUCCUUUUGUGUUGGUUUACAUUUUAACUCUGUGGGGCGGAAGCUCUGGUCAUCCAUGCCAACACCAAAUCCGUUAGCAAAUUGCACUGGACAAUCCUCACCUUCAGCAGCAGAGUUGACCAUUUCUUCCCAGUGCAUGAUAGGUAUUUUCCCUAGCCUUCUGCCUCAUAUGUAAAGUUUAUAUUUCCCCACUGCUUUUAGCCAACCAUACCAAGGGGUGUGUAAACUAGUAUGUGUGUGCUUUGCUUACUUUUUAAAAAUAUAGACUGUGAGCAGUUACUUUAUCUACAUUGCAUAUUCAAAUUGACUUCUCAUCCUUCAAAACAAUCUGCAUUGAGGAGAUAUUGUGCCCUAGUAGAGAGCUUUAAUUCACUUUAUUGCUCUCCCAUAUAUGCUGUGAGAAGCUGUAAUAUUCAUCAGCCUCUUUGAGUGGGACUGUAAGCAUUAUUUGCAGAAGUGUGCUGUUGGUCCAGUUUGUAUAUCCAGAAAGAAAGGGCCCCUCUAGUAGCUGUGUGCUGGUUACUAGUGAAGGUGAUUAUUUGGAACUGGUUUACUCAAAUUGCUCAUCGAAUCAAACCAUUGCCUUUGUAAGGAUCUCAGAAAUUAGAACUGUGAUAAACCAGGUUUAGCAGAGGGUCACAGAAGGGCAGCACACGUCCAAAUCUCACUCAAUUGAAAGUUGGCCCAAGGCUCUAGGAAAGAGCAGUGCAACCUGCCCCUCUAUCUCCCAAAGACAAGUGAAAUUUGGCCACGUGGGGAAGAUCACUGGAAGAGAGAUAAAGGGCCAAUGGGCUGAUCAAAGUUGUCUUCCAGAUACGUUUAAUGGGUGCCUAUAAAUGUGCGUUUUGCAAAUGUUGUCUAGAAACCAAACUUGAAGCUUGAAACCCCCAGCUUGCUAAGCCCUUUUUCUUUCUAGUCCUGGGGGUCCCAAGUUCCCAUAGCUACACGGUACGGGGCUGCCGACUGCUUGCUGCAUAGCAGAAGUUACACCAUCCGUAGGAAACGGACUAUUCCUGCAGUCCAACAUCAGCCGAUCACCCACAGCGGUCUUUGCAAGCUGAAGAGUGAAGGAGAUUUCCAGGAAUGGCUAUUGUUCUGCUUUUAAGCACAGCAGUUUAGAAAUGCCAUCCUUCACCUAAAAAUUAACAACAACAACAACACAGAUCUUAGCGUCUGCCCUGUCUGUGGUUAGUCAAUGGCUUGCAAUAAAUGUGCAAACUAUAUCCAUAGGAAACAUUUUUGUGAUUACAAAAUACUUUAGUUGAUAAGGUAUAGGAUUGCUUAAAAUAGUGAAAGGUCUUUAUUUUAAAGUGACGUGUACAUAUGCAUGUUUUGGGGACUUGGCCCUUCUGAUGAGAGGCCCUCGGUACUCUGGGUAAUGAAGCUUGUGCAGAGUGGUGUCCGCACUCACACACUAAACAAUAAUAUAAAGGAAAUGAAGCCAUGUUAA
Messenger RNA from Ceratotherium simum simum (southern white rhinoceros), 4425 nucleotides. RefSeq names its product Rac/Cdc42 guanine nucleotide exchange factor 6 (gene ARHGEF6). Gene Ontology annotation, cellular component: cytoplasm; lamellipodium. Gene Ontology annotation, molecular function: protein binding; guanyl-nucleotide exchange factor activity. Gene Ontology annotation, biological process: intracellular signal transduction; lamellipodium assembly. The record is from RefSeq and is a predicted model, not a curated record. NCBI's taxonomy places the organism in Eukaryota, Metazoa, Chordata, Mammalia, Perissodactyla, Rhinocerotidae.